GAAUGCAGCUGUAUCUUCUCAUCCUUUGAGCGGUCGAUAUCCUACAUUUCAUGCAAGUGGUCUAGGCAACUGGUAUGCUGUUUUAUCUUAUGAUGCAUCUGUCCGGCUAUGCCUUCACUCGUGGGCAAGGGGCUGUAUGGAAGCUCCUCCCUUUUUGGAAAAUGAAUGUUCGCUGCUGAGGGAUGCAUUGGGUUGAGAAAUAUAUUAUUACAAUCAGAGGAAGAGCUGAUGAGGAAAGAUCCUUCUGAACUUGUGGGUGAAGGUGCUUUUGUAAAGUCUAAGAAAACCAUCGGGAAGAUUAAAGUUCAAGUUCGUAAAGUGAAAAUGGGGAUGGAGCAACCCACUGGUUGCACGUUUACAUCUUUAAAGUCUUCAUCCAUGGUGAAGCUGGAAACAUUUCAGCAAAGGUUAUCAAAUGUGAAAUCGAUUGUGUCUUCCGAGACAAGGGCAUUGCGGACACAAAAUAUAACCCCGGUUGUCAAUUUAAACGGCUCAUUAUUGCAUAAAAGAGUUGCACACGUAAUUGUUGGGACUCGUAGGUACUUGAGAGAAGUACCCAAGCUCAUUAAAAUCGGCUUUAAUGCUUGGCGUAAAAGUUCAUCAACUUAUGAAUUGGUACAAGAAUCAUAUUCUUGUUUGUUGAGAUUGAAAAGUUCGCCUGAAGAGGAUGCAUUGAGAAUGCAACCGGGAUCUGGUGAAACACGUGUCUUCUUGCCAGAUGGAUUUGGAGAUGAUUUGAUAAUCGAAGUCCAAGAUUCAAAGGGAAAGUAUUGUGGGCAUGCUCUUGUUCAGGUGGCUGACAUUGCUGAUGAAUCGGGGGAGAAGCAUCGUCAGUGUAUUAUAUCUCGAGAACCAGAGCACGAACAAAUUGGGAAAAUACAGUUAUACAUCAACUAUUCAACCACUGCAGAUGAAAAUGGUUAUAAGUGUACAUCUGUAGCAGAGACUAUCGCUUACGAUUGUGUUUUGGAGACUGCGAUGAAAGUCCAACUGUUUCAGCAACGAAACUUGUUGCUACAUGGUUCGUGGAAAUGGUUGGUGGAUGAAUUUGCAUCUUAUUUUGGUGUUUCUGAUGCAUACACAAAGCUCAGAUACCUUUCAUACGUUAUGGAUGUCGCCACACCAACAGCAGAUUGUCUUGACUUGGUGCAUGACUUCCUGCUGCCCGUGGUAAUCAAAGACAAAAGUAAGCACACAUUGAGUCACCAAGAGGUCCGUCUUCUGGGAGAAGUUUCUGAUCAAAUUGAGCAGAUACUCACUGUAGUCUUCGAGAAUUACAAGUCACUUGACGAAUCAUUGCCGUCGGGUAUUAAAGAUGUAUUCGGACCUGCCACAGGAGUGGCCGCACCUGCGCUUGAUCCAGCUUUGAAGCUCUACAAAAUGCUGCACGACAUUCUUUCACCUGAGGUGCAGUUAAAGCUGUGCAGAUAUUUCCAAAAUGCUACGAGAAAAAGGUCAAGGAGGCACUUGUCAGAAACUGAUGAGUUCAUUUCGACCAAUAACGAAAACAUUUUAUUGGAUCCCUUGGCCGUCUCCACAGCAUAUAAGAAAAUGAAAACACUUUGCUUGAACAUCCGCAAUGAGAUCCUAACAGACAUUGAAAUCCAUAAGCAAGAUCUUCUUCCUAGUUUUAUAGACCUUCCAAACCUCUCAUCAUCAAUAUAUAGCACAGAACUCUACAACAGAUUAAAAGAGUUCCUUGUAUCUUGCCCUCCUUCCGGUCCUUCGCCUCCGGUUGCAGAACUUGUGGUAGCUACGGCCGAUUUUCAAAGGGAUCUUUCUUUGUGGAAUAUUAGUUAUAUCAAAGGAGGGGUUGAUGCUAAAGAGCUGUUUCAUCUGUACAUAACCAUUUGGAUCCAAGAUAAACGUCUUGCUUUACUCGAUUUAUGCAAACUCGACAGGGUAAAGUCCGCCUCCUUUCCGACAACUCCAUUCAUCGAUGAUAUCUAUGGCCGGAUAAAGGAGACCCUGACUGAAUAUGAUGUGAUUAUCAGUCGCUGGCCGGAAUAUACUUUUGCUUUGGAAACUGCCAUAGCAGAUGUUGAGAAGACCGUGGUUGAGACCUUGGAGAAGCAGUACGCUGACGUCCUAUCUUUAUUGAAAGAAAACACGAAUAAUAAGAGAUUUGGCCUCAAAUAUGUCCAGAAAUUCACAAAGGGAAAUUCUCCUCCUUAUGUUGUUACUGCUGAGUUGGGCGUCCUUCUGAACUCGAUGAAAAGGAUGCUGGACAGUCUGCGCCCCCAGAUAGAAGCGCAGUUGAAGCAGUGGGGCUCGUGCAUGCCUGAAGUCGGGAACAUGGUCCCCGGAGAGAAACUGAGCGAGAUUACAGUAAUGAUAAGGUCCAAAUUCAGAGCUUACGCACAGGCUGUCGUAGAUAAGCUCGUUGAAAAUACGAAGCUGCACAAUGUGACGAAGCUGAAGAAAAUAAUUCAAGACGCUAAGGAAAACGUGAUAGAGUCCGAUUUGAGGCAGAGGAUGCAGCCUUUGAAGGAGAUGCUGACUAAUACAAUCAAUCAGUUGCACAGCGUGCUUGAAGCUCAAGUGUUUGUGAUGGUCUGUUGUGGUUUCUGGGAUCGAAUGGGCCAGGACGUCUUGAAGUUUCUAGAAGGCAAGAAGGAGAACCGGUCGUGUUACAAAGCCUCGCGAGUUGCAGUAAAUGUUCUAGACGACGCGUUUGCAUCACAGAUGCAGCAGUUGAUGGGCAACGCGCUGCUGGAGAAGGACUUGGAGCCCCCGCGGUGCAUUCUUGAAGUGCGGUCAAUGCUCUGCAAAGAUUUGACGAACAACAAGAGAGGCAACUACUACUAUUAGAGACGAGGGGCUUGAACGUGACUGGAUCUGCUCGUUGCACGGCCAGGAUUUGAAGUAACUGGAGAAGUAGGAAUGGCAGAGAGAGCAGAACUGGUUUGAUGAAAAAUGAAUGUUCUAAUUAAUUUGAAAAGGGAAAGAAAGAAAAGGCCAAUAGCUCAUGGCCAUCAGCAUAAACAAACAAUACCUGUAUUCAUAAGUUGUGAAUUUUUGUAUUCAAAACAUGUUUCCUCGUAAAUAAAGAAUCAAAGAAUUGUGACUCCA
This is a messenger RNA of Salvia splendens (bonfire salvia), 3072 nucleotides long. RefSeq lists its product as uncharacterized. The record is from RefSeq and is a predicted model, not a curated record. The transcript is spliced from 19 exons. The coding region runs from base 166 to 2811 and encodes 881 amino acids. Lineage: Eukaryota; Viridiplantae; Streptophyta; Magnoliopsida; Lamiales; Lamiaceae.